Molecule: messenger RNA, 397 nt
Organism: Calypte anna (Anna's hummingbird)
Lineage: Eukaryota; Metazoa; Chordata; Aves; Apodiformes; Trochilidae
Gene: SH2D1A
Product: SH2 domain containing 1A
Exons: 4
Coding region: 1-378 (125 amino acids)
Source: RefSeq, a predicted model, not a curated record
AUGGAUGCUCUGCCCAUGUACCAUGGGGGCAUCGGGCGUGAGGCUGGGGAGAAGCUGCUGCUGGCGGCGGGCAGGGAUGGCAGCUACCUGCUGAGGGACAGCGAGAGCAUCCCAGGAGUCUACUGCCUCUGUGUCCUGCACCAAGGCUAUGUUUAUACCUACAGAGUGUCCAAGACAGAAGCUGGGUCCUGGGGUGCUGCGACAGCACCUGGGGUCCACCAGAGGCUCUUUCGGAAAAUGCACAACCUCAUUUCAACCUUCCAGAAACCUGACCAAGGCAUCAUAACACCCCUGAGGCACCCAAUCAUCAACCAGGAGAAGGCCAAAUGCCUCCCAGGGAGAAAUGAAGGUCAUGACAUCCACCUGCAGCCAUCAUGAAGACAUUUCUCCAAGCAUG